GCGCGCACCCCUACGGGAGGGGAUGGGGGCGGGGAGGAGACUAUAAAACGAGAGGCGGGGCGCGCGCCGCGGCAGAAGGAGCGAAGCUCUGGCCCGGCGCGCAGUGGUCGUAGUACGGGGAUGCUGGGCCGGGCACCGGGCUGUGUGGAGAAGUGAGCGCGCUCGCCUGACCUGUCCCCGUCACCCCGAGCCCCAGGGGGCGAGUUCCCGAGGCCCGCGCCGAGGCCCCCGUCCUCCGCCCGGCGAGGCCGUCUUGCAUUCAGCCUGCUGUCCGCUGCCGAUCCUCCCGAGCCCCCGCCCUGCCGCCCCUUCUCCCCCGCCCCGCGGCCGGCUCUGUGGUGGAAGCAGCCCGAGCAAGACCACUGAAGGUGAAGGAUAAUCUACAAAGUACCAGCACUUUGAAUGAAAAUUUGUUUCUCUGCCACAAACUGAACACUUUUGUGUGCGUGUGUGGGGGGAAGUUGAAACACAAAUCUCACUUUGUGGCAUAGCAGCUAUGCAGCUUGAAAUCCAAGUAGCACUAAAUUUUAUUAUUUCAUAUUUGUACAAUAAGCUUCCCAGGAGACGUGUCAACAUUUUUGGUGAAGAGCUUGAAAGACUUCUUAAGAAGAAAUAUGAAGGGCACUGGUAUCCUGAAAAGCCAUACAAAGGAUCAGGGUUUAGAUGUAUACACAUAGGGGAGAAAGUGGACCCAGUGAUUGAACAAGCAUCCAAAGAGAGUGGUUUGGACAUUGAUGAUGUUCGUGGCAAUCUGCCACAGGAUCUUAGUGUUUGGAUCGACCCAUUUGAGGUUUCCUACCAAAUUGGUGAAAAGGGACCAGUGAAGGUGCUCUAUGUGGAUGAUAAUAAUGAAAAUGGAUGUGAGUUGGAUAAGGAGAUCAAAAACAGCUUUAACCCAGAGGCCCAGGUUUUUAUGCCCAUCAGUGACCCAGCCUCAUCGGUGUCCAGCUCUCCGUCGCCUCCCUUUGGUCACUCUGCUGCUGUAAGCCCUACCUUCAUGCCCCGGUCCACUCAGCCUUUAACCUUUACCACUGCCACUUUUGCUGCCACCAAGUUCGGCUCUACCAAAAUGAAGAAUAGUGGUCGCAGCAACAAGGUUGCACGUACUUCUCCUAUCAACCUCGGCUUGAAUGUGAAUGACCUCUUGAAGCAGAAAGCCAUCUCUUCCUCAAUGCACUCUCUGUACGGGCUCGGCCUGGGCAGCCAGCAGCAGCCCCAGCAGCAGCAGCAGCCCUCCCAGCCGCCACCGCCGCCGCCGCCACCGCAGCCGCAGCCACAGCAGAAAGCCUCCGCUCUUUCUCCCAAUGCCAAGGAAUUUAUUUUUCCUAACAUGCAGGGUCAAGGUAGUAGUACCAAUGGAAUGUUCCCAGGUGACAGCCCCCUAAACCUCAGUCCUCUCCAGUACAGUAAUGCCUUUGAUGUGUUUGCGGCCUAUGGAGGCCUCAACGAGAAGUCUUUUGUAGAUGGCUUGAAUUUUAGCUUAAAUAACAUGCAGUAUUCUAACCAGCAAUUCCAGCCUGUCAUGGCUAACUAAAAAAGGAAAAAAAAAAAAGAAUCCUACAAGUUAAAAUGCACGGGCCCAAGGGGGAUUUUUUUUUCACCUCCUUGAGAUUUUUUUUUUUUUUUUAAGCUUAUAGUAAGGAUACAUUCAAGCUUGGUUACAAAAAUAAAACCUGCAUCAUUUUUCAUUUGCCAACCAAGCACAAAGUUAUUUUAUACUGACUGUAUAUUUUAAAGUAUACGCUCAGAUAUGGCCUCUUACAGUAUUUAAGAUAUAGCAAGGACAUGGCUGAUUUUUUUUUU
Molecule: messenger RNA, 1803 nt
Organism: Mustela erminea (ermine)
Lineage: Eukaryota; Metazoa; Chordata; Mammalia; Carnivora; Mustelidae
Gene: TOB1
Product: transducer of ERBB2, 1
Exons: 2
Coding region: 497-1534 (345 amino acids)
Biological process (GO): regulation of gene expression
Cellular component (GO): cytoplasm; nucleus
Molecular function (GO): transcription corepressor activity
Source: RefSeq, a predicted model, not a curated record